Molecule: messenger RNA, 1637 nt
Organism: Symsagittifera roscoffensis
Lineage: Eukaryota; Metazoa; Xenacoelomorpha; Acoela; Convolutidae
Product: tyrosine 3-monooxygenase-like
Exons: 13
Coding region: 39-1637 (532 amino acids)
Biological process (GO): dopamine biosynthetic process from tyrosine
Cellular component (GO): perikaryon; axon; cytoplasm
Molecular function (GO): tyrosine 3-monooxygenase activity; iron ion binding
Source: RefSeq, a predicted model, not a curated record
UCAAAGUCUAUCUUUGAAAACAAAAAAUUUGAAAAAAAAUGUCACUUGAAGAGACCAAAACAGACGUGCAGAACCAGGCAGUUCCCGAGGAGGUAGAGUUGGUUAGAGAAGUCCCGUUGUCACCCGCUUCCCGUCUGACUCAGAGGCGGCUGACGUGGAAGAACCAAGACAGGUCCUCAUGGAGCAGCUUCGACUUCAGAACCAGUUUCGACGGAACCAAACGUGAAAAUCUUGUGGAAGAUUCGAUUGCUGAGAUGAAAACCAGGAAAGAACACGAGAAUGAAAAAGCAGACAAUGAGCUAGAGGCCGAAUGUAUUCCCAAACAGUUCCGUGUUGAGAUUCGAAACUGCUCGCUCGCCACUCUCUCUUCAACCGCUGAAGUAUUACAUAAAGAAAAAGCGCAAUUGGUGGAGCUCAGUAGCUUACAGGAGGGAUAUGCCGAACAAAACGAUGGCGAGCUAGGAGUCUGCAUCACAGUAAUCUCUCAUAGAGCAGUUCCUCAAACUGUUGUUGUUUCCAAAAACAUCACGAUUACCGAAGAGGUUUGGUACCCACGCAGUAUAUUGGAAUUGAACAAAUGCAAAAAUGUUCUGUCGUCCUUUGAUCCGAGCCUCGACAAAGAUCAUCCGAAAGAAAAAGCGCAAUUGGUGGAGCUCAGUAGCUUACAGGAGGGAUAUGCCGAACAAAACGAUGGCGAGCUAGGAGUCUGCAUCACAGUAAUCUCUCAUAGAGCAGUUCCUCAAACUGUUGUUGUUUCCAAAAACAUCACGAUUACCGAAGAGGUUUGGUACCCACGCAGUAUAUUGGAAUUGAACAAAUGCAAAAAUGUUCUGUCGUCCUUUGAUCCGAGCCUCGACAAAGAUCAUCCGGGUUUCAAUGACGUGGUAUACCGCAGCAGGCGAGCUGAAAUAGCUAAGCUAGCAGAACAAUACCAACAUGGCUCUGAGGUGCCUCGUGUUGUAUACACUGAACUAGAAACAGCGACUUGGAAGGAGGCGUUCGUGAACCUCUCCAUAUUACACGAAACACAUGCUUGUGAAAACUACUUAAAAUAUUUCAAAAAGUUGAAAACCGACAAGAUUAUCAGCAGCGAGAGAAUUCCGCAGCUGCAGGAUCUAUCCGAUUAUCUGUACAAAGCGAGCGGGUUCAAACUGUGUCCAGUAUCUGGGUUGGUAUCUGCACGUGACUUCCUCGCCUGCCUGGCUUUCAAAGUGUUCCCCUGCACUCAGUAUAUCAGACACCACGACGCACCCAUGCACUCGCCUGAACCGGACCUGAUUCACGAAGUAUUGGGCCACGUGGUGAUGUUCAUGGACCCCCGACUGGCUGACUUCUCCCAGAAGAUAGGACUAGCAUCCCUGGGAGCAUCGGACGAAUUCGUAGUCAAAUUGGCCACCUUGUAUUGGUUCACAGUGGAGUUUGGGCUCGUGAUGGAGGAUGGAAAAGUGAAAGCAUACGGAGCUGGACUUCUCUCAUCCUACGGAGAGCUAGAGCAUGCACUGUCAAGUGAGCCGGAACACAAGCCCUUUGAAACCGAGGCGGUGUCUGUGCAACCCUAUGAUGACUACAACUACCAGGCAGUCUACUUCAUUGCACACAGCUUCGACCACAUGCUGCACAAUUUCGAGUUGGUCUAG